AUGCCAUCAAUUCAAGCUGAAUUCCAGCGGCUGGUAAGAAUACUGAAGAAAUCCACUGUCAAUGAUCGUGCUGGGGCAGACCGCUUCAUUGAUACGGCUGGCAGCAUGGUCGAGGGCUCUACCUCGAGGCAGGUUAUCGACGAGUCAGCAGAAGAAUCCACCAUGAAUCUCGUAAGACAAACUACUCGUGAAAUAGAGAGUACCGUCUCGCCCUCCCAGCUACCGAGCAAUCCCCUCGACGAUCCUCAGUUCAUUGCCAAUGCAGCGACUCAACAGACUCGGAUAUUCGAUCGCGCCUACAAUAUAUGCAUAAAGGCAAAAAAAUUCUCAAACCACCUCACAACGCUGAUGAUGAUCUAUCAGAUAUCUUUGGGUGCCAAGGAUGCCACGGCUCUGAAGCAAAAGGAAAGAAAAUCUAAGGAUCAACGUCGGAUGUCGCGGAUCCUUGGACGUGCAUCGCAGUACCCCGUCUCUCCUAUCACAGCAAAUACAGCCGAUCUCGACCUCCUGGAGAUGAACGAUUACGAUGAAGAGAAUAUAAUCAAGCUCGCUCGGGACAGGUUCCCUAGUGGGGUGUCCAUCAAGCAACACUUGAUCCAACGCUACAAGGCGCGUUUCCCUGGAACGCACCUCGCGUUCAAGCUCUGGCACGAGCUUGCUGGUAGUCCAUGCGGCAUCAGUAAGCGCUUUUGGCAAAUAAUAAGAGAUCAGCAAGGUGAAAUCCCAAUUACCUAUUCCCGGAUCUAUUUCGUCAAUGUCGCUCUACCAGAUGGACAACUGGCCAGUAAAUUGUACACGGUCGUGACUGUAUCGUUGAAUAAGCAGGAGAAACCACUUGCUCUUGGUGAGCUUCCAUCAUCCACCGUUUAUACCGGCGUGAUUGAACUAAGAGUCCAAAGAUUUACCUCCUUCUGGUACUGUCUUGUGCUGCGGCGAAGCGUGUAA
Molecule: messenger RNA, 945 nt
Organism: Serendipita indica DSM 11827
Lineage: Eukaryota; Fungi; Basidiomycota; Agaricomycetes; Sebacinales; Serendipitaceae
Source: the annotation of a GenBank genome assembly